Leishmania braziliensis MHOM/BR/75/M2904 is the source of this 18747-nucleotide messenger RNA. Its product is annotated as putative ubiquitin-protein ligase-like. The record is from RefSeq and is a predicted model, not a curated record. Bases 1 to 18747 code for a protein of 6248 amino acids. The transcript has a single exon. Lineage: Eukaryota; Euglenozoa; Kinetoplastea; Trypanosomatida; Trypanosomatidae. Gene Ontology annotation, biological process: positive regulation of protein catabolic process; proteasome-mediated ubiquitin-dependent protein catabolic process; protein polyubiquitination. Gene Ontology annotation, molecular function: ubiquitin-protein transferase activity.
AUGGACCCGCAGCUCCUUGUUCACCUCUUCGACACCUUCGGUGCCGAGGGACAGAACGGCCAGCUGCCGUGGGGCAUCUCCGCGAGUGACAACAUUGCACUGGAGGCGCAAGGCGAUGGGAUCCGCUUUGAGUCGAACGGGCGUGAGUGGCGGGUAUUGCAGGUGGGGACAACCGAGGAUGAGAUGAACCUGCCGCCGUAUCGUAGCGAUACUCAGCUACGCGACGCCGCGCGGGUACUGCCGCCGGUCUGCUUUGCGCCGCUUGUGUCGCAGUACACGCGGUUGCUACGCGAUCCACGCUGGGAGGUGCGUCAUGUGCCGCGCAUCAUGGAGGCGAUGCUGAACGAUCGUGUGUUGUUCCACCUCAUGGACACCAGCCCGCUGCUGCCGCUGAGCGACUCACGCGUGAGCGCCAUGACGCGAUGGUGGGGUGUCAUGGCCAAGCCUGUGCUGCGGUACGAGAACAACACGGGUAGGCCGCUCAUGUCCCUCAUUGACAGCUACGGAAGCCUGCCGUUAGCCUCAUCAGAUGCUGUGGAGGGUCAGCAGGGCACCGGGAAGGCGGUAAGUCCGCAUCAGGACGCUGGCAGCCUCGCUGAGCAUCGUUCGUCUGCCCGAGAGGAGCAGAUUGGCGACACCGCCGAUUCUGCUGCUGUGGCAACAGCCACUAGCUCGCGGAUGUCUCUUGAGGAGGUUCGCCAAGGCUACCAUGAUAUCAAGACGGUUCUGACUCUCAUCGCGGCGACGAGUGCGCCCUACAGGUGCUCGCGGCCGCCGAAUGCGUCCGUAUCAGGGUGCACGGCGCGGCUUGUAUUCUGCAAGGACCCGUCCACCAUCUACCUCGGGCUCCUCCUGAAUUCCGCCCUGCGCGGGCUGCCAAGGAAGGUGCUGUGCAGCAUGUCUGUAUUCCGCUUAAUCGCCGAGGGGUGGGGCAGCUCGCCGAGCUUUGGUGAUAUUCUGCGCGCCUGCUGGGAGGAGUACAGCGACGUCGUGCGCGAUAUCCGUGCGCUACUGGGCAUUGCGGACUCCGCAGCGGAGAUACCACUGACCGCCUCCCCGGCUGCCUCUUCCUUGCCCUUCUCCUGUAUGUCGACUAGCACUGGUGCCUCCGCCGCUGCGCCGCCGUGGCAACACCUGCAGCGCCGACAGAUGGCUCGUCGUCGCCAGCUCCCGCCCAUGCGCCUUCCGAGCCAGAGCACCGAUAGUGGCGAGCAGCAAGGUCGCCAUGCGCCACUGCAGCGGCCUGGCGAAAGCCCCGCUGGCGCGUCUUCGUCCGGCGCAGGUGGUGGGUCGUUUCCGGUCGUCUCGUCCUCUUCCGGGAUUCUGCCGCACACAUCGCUGCGGCAGACCCGCACGACCGCUGGCGGCCAUAUGCAGGCCGUCGAGCUGGGCAUACCCAUUCAAAGCGCCACCAGCAGUGGCGGCGCGAGCGAGGUGGCGCGGCAGAGCGCCGGGAACAACACGGGCGAUGUCAGCGGCUUUGUGACAGCGCUGCUGGGCAACGCGUUCAACUCACUCAGCGGUCUGCAGUUGCGCAGGAACCCCGCAAACAGCCUCGGCGCCGGUCGAGGUAGUGCAGAGGCCGCUGGUGCCGGCAGCAGCGAAGGUGAUGCCCAGCUGGGCAACAGCGGCGUCAGCGAGGGCGAGCACUGCAGUGCCCCCUUCAAAACGGAAGACGCCAAUGCGAUUUGCCACGAGAGUAUGCUGGAGUGUGCCCAGACACCGGAGCUGCUGCUCUGGUGGGCACGGUGCCGACUGCUGGCGUAUCAGCUGCUGGACAGCCCGUCUCGCGUGAGUGUCGAGUCGACUGACGCACUCGAGUACUUUCGAGAGGUGUGGGCGUGUACACCGCUGAUACGCGAAAUAUUGGAAGAUGACCAAGAAGCGCUUCUGGUCUCCUCCUCCAGUUCGCCGCCGCUGUCGAUGGACGAGCAAGAUGAGUCGGAGGAGAUGAAGGCGGUGCGCGCAUCGAAGAAGGCGCGACUGGAGGCGCUGCAGGAGCGGGCGCGGCGGAUGUACGCUACCCUAGUCGGCGCUGUGGCGGAUCUUUCGAAGUUUUGGUUUUCGAUCCGUGUGUCUCAGUCCACUGUGAAUGCCGUCGCGUCAGGUGCGCCGGAGACGAACACUGUGUGGAGCAUCAUCAACGCCACGGUGCCGUCACGGCGCCGCUUCCAGCGAGAGGAGUUCUCGACCUAUGCAGAGCACUGGCAGUACGGGCUGCUGGUGGACGACUACGUGACUCAGCCGAUGUGUUUUCGCGUGUCGACGCGAGGGCGGACGAUGGUGACGCAGCUCCUGCACAUCCUCUCCGAGUACCCCACCUUCUAUCCGGCUCUUGUGGCGCGUACGUUGGCCAUGCUGAACCGACGCGAGAUGAUCGUCGCGGAGCUCAACGAGCGCCUCGUCAACGCUGUGGCCCGCUGCCUCCGCUUCUACUUGCCGCCCAUGCCGCCAGCGCUGGCCGUGCCACCGGUGCAGGCCACACCGCCGAGCGUCAGCGCUCACAACACCACUGUAACCGGCACCGCAGAGACGCCUAUGACGCUGCGACUCUCAACGACUACCGCCACAGAGGCACCGAGCGCCAGCGCCGACGAAACUGCUGUUGCGACGCCACUCACGCUCGCGCGAGAGCCACCACCUGGUGCAGCUGCCUCGCAGCGUUCAUGGUCCUCGCCAGAGGACUCUUCGUCUCACUCGUCAUCGUUCGGCAGUGAGAACGCGGAGGACGAAGUGGUCGGAGACGUGGGUACUGGCAGUGGUGGCGACGGUGUGGCUGCUGCUCAGUCGGCCGUUCCACCUUUCACUGGCGGGGGUGACGGUGACACAUCGACGCGUAGCGGCAUCGACUACGAGGCUUUGGUUGCCGCAAGGACUGUUGACGAGACAGACGACGACGACGAGCAGCACGGCGAUGGUGACGGGCGGUGCGUGCGUAACGGAAAGAACGCGACAGGCGCCUCGUUGCGCCGGCGGCUGAGGGAGGAAGAGGCGAAGAUGCCCGUGAUCACGGUGAAGGCGUACGACACUAUUCUGACGUGCCUCGACGUCCUACGCAUGCUCGUGCGCAACGGACACAUCUCUGUGAACCCAAUGAACUUGCUGUUCACGCUGCCUGCCUCCUCCAUCACCUCAGCCCCAGCGUCUACAUCCCCGACUGAUUCGCUGGCCUGCUCGUCCGGCAGUCACAUCCGCACUGGAGACGCCGUGGGCACGGACACGGCAUGCCACUCCCUUGCCGACACCAGCGCGACGACUACAAGCGCCAUGCCGCCUUACGAGGCGUCGCUGCCCAAGUCCCAGUGCGACCUCUACACCCUCCUACACCAACUUGUCUACCAGACGCGCUACGGUCCCCUCUCCAGCGCCGCCCUGCGGCUCUUCUCUGCCUGCGUGCACUACAAUGUGCGUGAUAUGGUUCCCCUCUUCGCCGAGCGUGGACUGCUGAACACAGUGCUGGCAAUCGCGCGUCGGCCUCGCAUCUUUUCGAAAGAUGUAACCACUUCUGCGGCGCCGUUGCGGUUUGCACUAGACAUGGUGGAGGAGAACGGCUUGCCGAACAUUCCGCGACGCGAGCUCGCGCAAGCAACCUCGAUACUCUCAUCGUUCUCAGAGCCGUCGCCGCUGCUCAUCGAACACCCGCCGCCGGAGCUGCUGGAGCGCUACAUCCCUGCCGAGGACGCCUACGUGAACACCGUGGCGGUUCGCCUGGUGCUUCCCGAGUUUGUGGAGGCCAUGACGGUGCACAAAGCGACCCAUUCCGUCUUCUUGAAGCACACCGAGUGGAUCACGGCCGUCACGCAGAGCCUGACUGUGACACCCGCAAUGUCAGCUGUCUCACUGCUCGACAUCGAGGCCCUCUUCGAGGAAUCCGCCGAGGCAUGCGCCGACCACGAGGCAGGUGACACCAAUACAAGUGAGGAUGCCGGCAUGGUGGAGGACAAGGAGAGAUGCCAUCUACCCAGCACCGCCUUUCCGUCGCUGUCCAUUGUAGCGACGUCGGCGGCACGCCAAGUCGACUCUGUGCAGCAGCAGUUGGUGGAUCACCACGCCACGCAGCAGGCGAGGGAGGAUCGGGUACUUCGCUGCCGGAGCAGCACCGCGUACACACGUCUACUGCACGACCUGAAGAGGCCUUGGAGGAGGACUUCCGCACCGUUUCCGGCGCCUGCCGUCGACUCGAGCACCGACAGCACUGACGGCGUUGCCUCUCAGGCUCGUCUUAAUGGGCGGCGGCGGCCAUCGCACCACAUCAGCGGUGUUUCGCACUCGGCCGCACCGAGCGCGUCGAUUGACGUCGUUCUUACGCGCAUGGUCGAGCUCCAUCGUCUGCACCUCAAGCGUGAGGAGGUGGGCUACAAGACCCUGCAAGGUGCCGUGAAGGAGGUCCAGCGGGUGUUGGCGGAGGUUCUGCAGCCGUCAUCUCUCAUCACGGGCCACUUCUGCCCUGCUCUGCGGGCGGAGCUUUCCCUGCUAAGCCAGCGGACGCACGACUUUGCCCAGGCGGUGCGUGCAGGGGCAGUUCACCCGCACCCGCUGUUGCGGAGCGCUGCGGACGGCGAUGAUGCGACGGCGGCAGGGCAGUGUACUAUAGCCGGUGCAACCAGCGGCAGUGGUGUGGGCCCGCGAACUCGUGCCGACUACCUCCACCUCCUCAUCCAGGCCAUCGAGUUAUGCCGCACGCUGAACAACUUUUUCGCCUUUUUCUCUGCCUUGGACUGGGACGGCCACCAGCGGCGCUACCGACUGAGUCGCCGCAGUGCCGAGCAGCAGGCCAGUCAGCAGGAGCUGGCGAUGGUCCUGGAGUCCACCACGCGCGACUUUCAUCUGGCAGUGAACCAGCUGUGGUCGUUGAUGGGUUCCCACGCACCGCUGCAGCGGCACGACACUGACGCCGCGGAGGCGAGUGGUGCAGCCACCACCGCUGCGGGCAAGGAGAGAGAAGCAGUGCAAGAGGAGCACGGUGCCACCAAUGGACGUGGUCAUGCCCUGCUUACUCGCGCCCAUCUAGGCAGCCCGCUGGAUGUGUACGAGCAGGGCACCGCCAACGGAGGUUGUGCGCUGCUGGGCUAUGUCCAGGCCACCAUCGGUCCCUACCUCCACGCCCGGAUCUUCGGCGACUACCUCCGCAGCGCCCCGCCGUCGACGUGGAUGGAGGCAACACUGAAGUCGACGGUCCAGUGCAUCUUGCACUUUUCGUCUCGCGACUUCAUUGCCGCACCGGAGAUAGUGAUGGCCCGUGAAAGCGGCGCCGACAGCAGUGGCGGUGGCGGUGAGGUCACAACCGACGUGGAGGGCUCCAUGUCCAAGGCGAUGCGGCGCCGCUGUUUGAAAGCCAUGAAGCGCGUACUUGAAGGCCGGGGCUUGGAGACGCAUCGGCGCGGGUCUAUCGCCGUGAUGCAGCAGCAUCAAAGCGGGCCGGGGGCGGCUGCAGGGGAGGGCAGGAGCGACGACGUCGAUGUCCGUGGCGGUGCUCAACACGGCGCUGAUGAGGCUGCUGUGGCGGAGCGAGUGUACUACCAUACCUCGGAGUCGCCUUGCAAGGAUGUCAUCUCCUCCGUGCUGCGACCGCUGAGCGUCGGUGAUGGAGCCUUCCUGCGCCAGCUGCUGGAGGCGUGGCGUGUGUCAACGUCAAGCUCGAGCGGCGGCGGCGGUGGCAGCAGCGGUCCCGGCCGCCGCGACAGCGAGGCAACGCCGUGGCGGAGCGUCUUCAGCGAGAUAAUGGAAUUCGUCGUGGAUGCACUCGUGGUGCGGACCCCGUACACGGCCGACGAGGUGACGGGGCUUCUGCGCAGCUUGCAGGUGGGCACCCAGCACAGCAGCAUCUCAACAAACAUCCUCUCCCUAUACGAUCGCAACGCAGAGGCAGGCGCCACCACCUUGCCUGCGGCGCUGCCGGUGGUGAUGGGAGGUCGCGACAGCAGCGAGGUGGAUACCAGCGCCGCUGCUGGCAUGGACGCCAGCGACCGAAUACUUCAGUCGAUGCUGCAGGACGGCCGCAGCCUACUGAAUGAGCCGUCAACCGCGUGGAUGACGGCGGAGGCCUGGGUGCAGGCAACUACGUCGAUGGCUGCUGCCGGCGAUGUGUCCUCGCUAGGCCCCAGCUCAGCUGCAGCGAUGCCACACCAAGUGGAUGGCGGACCGGUGGCGCGCGCAGAGGCAGCGGCUGCAGGUGGCGCCGCUUCGGAAGAGCUGCUGCCGCACUCCGCCUUUUCUUCAAUCGUCGUGCCGUCUGUGUUGGCCGACCCCCACGCAAGAGACAGUGGCAGACGCGGUGGUCGCCGCAGCAGUCUCGGUAGGAUAAGCCACGGCGUCGACUCCGAAGACUCUGCCGGCAGUAGCACAACGCUAUCGUCUUCGCUGCCGACGUCGCCGCCGCCGCUCCCGACGGGCGUUGUAGGAGGUGGCCCGGCCGCUGCGGGAGGGCUGGCCAGACCCGCUGGUGGAGUUGGCAGCGGAGCUGGAGGUGGCACUGCUGCUUCUGCUGCCACUACGGCUCACGCCGGUGCGGCACCGCACCCAACGCCGCUCUUCGUUCCCAUCAACGCAGCCAAGGCCCUGCAGCAGUGGGCGUUUCUCUCCCUCUUCACUGGCCGCCGCGCGGUUGAUCAGCCGACGCGCAACUUUUUCUACUUGUCGCCGUACCGACGCGACGGGCAUGUUCGGCCGGCACUGCCACUGAACGUGACAGGCCUCCUGCGCACCAUUCGGAGCGACAUGCAGGCCGCCUUUGAGAACGCCGUGCGCAGCGCCAGCGCAGAUGUGGGCAGCCUCGACCCCACUCCUCGAGGUAGCGGCAUCGAGGUCGAGCACGCGCGGCAGUCGCACCCAUCGCGGAUGCGAGCGAAGCAGCGCAACUCUCAGAAUUCGGACGACGAAGAGGCCACCAUCAUAGCAGACGUGCAGGGGCGCACGCACAUGUUUCGGCCAACUCCACGCCACGACAAUCGGGCUGGAGCGACGGCGGACAACGGCGGCGGCGGCGGAGGCAGAAACGCCUCAUCCGCUUCCGCACGUGCGCGCACGGCCUGUGAGUGGUUCGACCUAGACCCACGUGUGCUGGCCGUAGUGAGCCUGCCAAGCUGCGUCGACGUGGCGGCGUUUCUGCGCGAGAUUAAUUUCGUCGCAGCCCGCCACGUACUGUGGGAGCUGGCGGUGCUCGGCGCGGUGUGCACGGGCGUCAGUGGGGCGACGCCAGACUGCGAGAGCACACCGCUGCACGACAUGCUCUCCCGUGCAGCGCAGUUUAUGAUUCUCCUCUCGCGCCUCGUCUUUACCGGUGAUGCGGCGUCGGUGAGGCGCACUUCUGCCACAGAUGGAGACAAGUCGCCCACUUCCGCGACGGCGGUAGCGGCUGCAUCGUUCUCUCCGACCGUGGCGGCGCUGAAGGAUCAGCUGCAGCGCUGUCUUGUGUACAUGGCCGUACUUCUCAUGAACUUCCUUGAAAGCUGUGACGCGCGGACACGGGGGAGGCACUGCAACCACGUCGAGUCCCUUCUGUAUUGCGUCCUUGACGUGUGGCCAAAGCUGCCGGGGUUUCCGAUGGUGCCGCACGUGUACGUGGCGGCAAUGGAGGCGGUUGCGCAGCUUAAGCCGGAGACUUUGAGCCGCAUGUCCUUCCAGGCACUGGCGCGUGAGUGGCAGGACGGUACCACAAAAUCAGCGUCCAUGACCACAGCUGCUGCGCUGGCUGCUAGCGCGGACCUCUUCCCCAGUUCGUCAUCACCUCAGCUGAGAGAAAGGGAGGUGUCUACGGCAGACGACAAGGACGAUGACGAGGAGGGCGAGGGCAGCGACAUGCAGCGUAGCAGAGCGGAAGAGGCGCGUACGAUCAUCAUCAACGACGGCACUCAUCGCCUCAACCAAUCACCAUGGGCCCGCGCGGGGCUCCUGCAAAACUCUCGUGUCGGUGCGCCGUCUCCUGGCUCGAGCCCUGUGCAAGAUCGCUUCGGUCAGCAUGUUACGCGCCUGCAGCAGCCACGGCGCUCCCAGCCUGGCGCACCGCUCUCGGUUGUGAAUGAGUGGGGACGUGCGCUGCCGUGGGUGUGCGAUAUCGCUGCUGGUCGAAUUUUUCCCUUGGAUACGCUGAGCGAGGCCGGACAUCGACUCCUGCGCAAGCGCACGUGUCGAGCACUGUGGGGCAUGUGGACGGGCACGAACACGACUGAGCAGCAGUACGUUGUGGCCUACAUGCUUCACCGGGUGCUUUCGAACGUGCGCGAGAACGUUGUACUGCUCGAGUACAUUGGCGUUCUCUUGACGCAGCUGCGCGGCGUCGUUCUCGUGGAGGCCCUUGCGCUGACCCCGCUGCCACGUGCCAUCGUGAAGGCGGUACAACAGGCUAUCGAGGCGAUCACCGCAGAGCAGCAUGCCGAGGAAGCACGUCAGCAGGCUCUUAGUGGUCCCAGCUCUGGUGCUGUUGCGGCAGCGCAGCGCGAGCUCCGCCAGCGCCGUCGUCGCUACUACGCUCGUAUUCAGAUGACGCUGCACGGCCAACUUGUCAGCUUCUUGAGUAUCUUCCAGAACGUCCGCAGCGACGCUCCGUUGGUCGCCGAUCCACUGGCCCGCACCGCUGCGACGCCGCCGCACGUGCAGACGAUGGGGGCGCAGUGCAGUUACUUCGACUCUACGCGCAAUACAUUCUGCUGGAAUGGCCACCAGUGCCACCGUCAGCACGUCGUCCCCGUGAACGGGCAGCGUGGACGGGACGGGGAGGAGCACCGCUUUGGCCUGAACACGUUUGGUCUGGGGACGCAGCGUGCGCUUGACGAGAUGCUCUCGGUGCUGGAGCACCACGGCUUCCCAUGCCCACCUUCAAUGUCAGCCACCACCACUACCGCACGGGGUGCGAGCAGCGCUGCGGGGGCGGGAGCAAAGGAGAGCGCGAUGGGGACGGGGGGGGCGGGGGGGCAGGCUGUGGUGCGGCCACACGGCUUGCCAGAGGCCAGCGCCCCAGUGCAUAGCUCUGGGGCGCAACAUACGCAUCAGCCGUCGCAGCGAGUGGUGCGGGUGCCUUUCUCAGCAGGCACUGCCAACCCCAACGCGGCGCCGAGCCGCCCUCAGACUGCGUACGAAGUGGAGCGACGCACUUGGCAGGAUGAGCGGGUGCGACAGGAUCGGCUUAGCACGAGAAGCUACGCUCCCGCCGGCGCCCACGGCAACGGGGAUGAUGAGGGCAGCAAUGGCAGGCCCGCCAUGCCGUCACCAGCCGCUCUGGCAACAAUGGAGGACAUUGGGCCAGAGAAUUACCAGCGGCUGCUGCGAGACGAGGGUCUGCCAUGGCUACCCCUCUCCGCGCGACCUGCGCCGCCGACGUCGUCGCUGCAGCAGCACCGUGGCAGCCUCAGCGGUCCGCGCGAAUUGGACUACGCUGGUGACGACAUGGAUGAGGAGACGCGGGACGUGCUCAGUCACCUCACCGGCGCCUUUCGCGACAGCCGCCGCGAGAGGUCACCGCUGCGACACCGCCUCCUCAACCCACUCACCGGGGCCGACUUCCGCACGGACUCACUGCGGCGCUCCAUCAUUCCGCACUGCGCCCUGUUCGGCCGCGACGUGUGCGAGGAGGUGGUGCGCAUGACGUUUGAUUUCAUGGCUGCCCGACUGCGCGACGAGGCGGCCGAAAAAGUAGACGCGGAGCUGGAGCGAAAGGAGCAGCAGCAGCAGCAGCAGGGAAGCACCGGUUGUGCCUCAUUCUCUGGCCUCGCUGGAAACAUCCGAUCGCUUGAUAGGGCGCUUUCAGCCUCCCCGCAGUUUCCAUCGUCGCCGGUGGCUUCACCUGUCUCCACCACCACGUUGCCCUUUCCCGGAGUCUUGCCGGCUGCUGUUGCGGUCCCCAUCGCCACGGCGAAGGUGGUGGCGGCGCGGCUCACUCUCCCGCGUGUGGAGGUGGUGGAGUGCGGUGUUGACGAAGUAAUCGUGCACUUCCUGCUGACAUGCUUCUCGACCUACUACACCACGUGCAUGUAUCUCGUCCGUACCCACCGCCCAGCUGGAUCACCUGCCCCGCCUGCGGCCACAUACGUCACUCCUGCUAGGUCGACGGCACUAGCAUCCAGUCGCGAUGCUUCAGUUGAUGCCACCAGCGCCUACACCGACUCGCUUUCGGUUCUGUGUGCGUACAUUACCCACAUCGAUCCCCCGAAUCGCGAGAAGGCGAUGCUCCUGAGCGGGCUACUGCUGACUGACAUGCUGCGCCUUGAGGAGGAUGUGUGGCAGCACAUGGUAACGGUGCUGCGGACCACCGUGCAGAUACACCGUAAGGGGAGGCGGCUGACCGAGAAGGCGUAUGCCGCGCUUUCUGCCCAUCACUUGCGGCUCACGCGUGUGUCAGCGACUACACCUGUAGAGCCGCCCUCUCCCUUGCGCGAAGAGGGCAGGGUGUCGGCAGUUGCAAUACGGAAGAACUUCAGCCAUCGGAAGCCCCGCGCUCAGGUGCCUAUGCCCGUAUCAGCGAAUGACGCAUCGCCAACAACGCCACCAUCACAGCCGGCAGAGUCGGCAGAGCAGGAGGAGCUGUACGCUGACGAUGCUGGUCCAGGAGCAGCGAAAAACGAAGUGUCCGAAGCCGCUGCCAUGCACCGCUACCUCAUCCCCCUUAGCAUCUUCCUUGCCAACCUCGAGCCGUACAUCAUCCGCCACCCUAUCGCCUUCUACCACGCAUUCCGUCGCUACUGCGAGGUGCGGUGGGUGCGCGCGGCGACGGGCGAGAUGCCGGCGGCGUGGUUGGGGGUGUGGGUGCGACCGCGGCCCCCCGCAACAAGUGCUACUACCACCUCCGGAAGUCGUGGCCACAGCCCUCGUGCGACGCGCCGACCCCGCGCUGGUGCAGCGUUGACGCCGUCGCGCGAUUUCGUGGAGCGUGUGCAGUGCUUUGUGCAGCACCUUGCGCGCAAUGUGGAGGCUGGCCAAGGCCGCGCUACGCACGGCGCCAUUCUGCUUGCCGUUGUGGUGCAGUUUCCAGGCGUGUGCGAGGCGCUGCUAUCCCUCGGCUUUGAGAUGCCAGUACCGGCCAGGUAUGCGGCGCUUCUCUCGUCUACUGCCAGCGCGCGUGGGGCCCCUGCCAACUCUGCUGAGGCGUUGGCUACUCCUGCCGCCGUCUCUGGGGAGGGAGAAGGUGAACCUGCUACAUCCGUCAGGAUGAACGGUGACGGCGGCUCCCCGGCGAUGUCGCGGCCGCCACCUGUCAUCGCCGUGCCUCCCUUUCUCGCUCUGGCGCUUUAUUUCUGCUCUGCACUUGGCGAGGCUUGUCGGAGCAGCAGCGGCAGCGGCAGCGGUGGUAACCACAUCGCUGGUAGCGCCGACUUUGCGACCGCCAUUUUCGCGCAUGACCCGACCACCGUAUCUAACGUGGUCGUGCGCACGCUCAGUUGUCUCGUUACGGCGGUGGAGGCGGCAGCCAUGUCAGAGGCACUGGUGGCGCAGGCCUCGUCUCAGGCAGUCAAGGGCGCCGACAGCGUCAAAGCCAUCAAUGACGAUCGAGAGAUCAACGCGGAGGUCGUGACCGCAUCUACACAUGACGGCGUUGCGGCAGUGCCGGGAGCGGCGUCGGGAGUCCCUUCGCUGGUGGAAGACAUCGAGCCAGCUGCCCAGCAGCAGCAGCAGCAGCAGCUCGAGGCGAAAAAUAGGGUGUGCCGCAUAAGGAAGACCCUCACACGCUGCCUGCACGAUGUGCUGUGCUUCUUGUGGCGUGGCAGCCCACAGCCAGCGACGGCGGCUCUGCCAGCUCGUCAGCGGGCCACUCAGCAGCGCAUGGGCCUCAGCAGUGUUGUGCAGGAGGCAUUCCUACGCUUCUUCAACCACCUUGGCCGUCUCGGUCUCCUUGAUCUUCUCUUUCGCAUGUGCUUGCUGCAGUCGUGCGAGCACGGCCGCGACGCAACGUCGCUGUUGCAGCUACUCGCGCAUCAGCUUCUCGCCUCGGGUGAGUUCAAACUGGCGGAGACGCUGUCAUCGUCUCAGAGGCGCUACGCUGCGCAGCAGCAGGACAUGCAACAGCAACAGCAGCAGCAGCAGCAGCAUCGGCCGCCGCGUGGGCUGCCGCGGUCGAGUCUCUGGAUAAGCCAGGGCAGGGGCCCGGCCUCCUUGCGCCGCCCAUACCCUGAUUUAACAGGGCAGGAGCUUCCCAGUACGCUGAACUGGCCUCCAUCUCAGCUGCGUGGUGCGGAGGAUCAGCCCAGCCUACGGCACGCCUUUGACCACUUGGAGGCGCUGCUUGCGCGCGACGCGAUUCACAGCGGCAGUGGCGACACCGUGCGCGUAGCCGACAACGUGCUGGACGUCACCUCGAGCUUUGCAGGGGGGGAGCACGGCAUGGGCGCCGAGGUGCCCGAUACGAGUGCGCUACACACAUUUCUCAGCUUCGAGGAGGAGCCGCAGGAGGGGGACGUGGAGGGCAACGACGACGACAGCGGCGACAACGGCGACGACAGCGACGAUAGUGGCAGAGGAUUCGGCGAGGGUGCGGGACGUGAUGGGGCAGCGGCACAGCCCGCGGCGCCUAAUGGUAUCGACGAGACUGACACGUGGUCACCAAUGCAGCCGGUGAGGCGCGCCGCUGGGGUGCGGUCCGUUCAGAGCAACCACGACAGCGGUGAGGAGGGGGAACCGAACGUGAGCGCACACGGUAGUGUGCAGCGGCGCUCUCUACAGCAGGCUCUGUCGUCGUCACCUCCUAUGGCUGACGCAUCUGUCGUGCGCAUGCCCAUAAGCCCGCAGCUGAAUGCCUCCACCAUGGCGUCGCAACGGACAUCCUUGGUGAUGAGGUCAGGGCGAGAUGAUGUCGUCCGCGGCGGCGUCGGCGAUGAUGACGAGCACCACCAUCGCCGUGCGGUGGCGCUGGCGACGUAUGAGGAGGCUGUCAUACGCUCACUGCGUGCCGAAGAGGCAAUGGGGCGUCACCGGCGACGCUCGCACAACGACGGCCAUGCGGAGGCGGCGGCGGCGGUGGAGGACGACGCGGACUACUCGACCCCCGAGGAGGGCGAUGAGGAGGAGGAGAUCGGCCUUUUCGCCGAUGUCAUGGCCGAUGACGGUGCCGACGUGGAGGAGGACGAGGACGAGGACGACGUGGGGCACCUUCUCCGCAAUCAGCCGGAGAUGACGGGCUUCUUUGUGCCCUCCCCGCUGAAUUCUCCGCGGACCGGCGCGGGUGGCGGUCGACGCCGCAGGGAAGAUGACAACGACGACGACGACAGCGCCGGCGAAGAUCAUGCAGGUGGUGACGGCGACAACGACGAGAACGACGACAGUACCUCCGACGACGAUGCGGAGACGUAUGAGGAAGGCGAAGACGAUAACGACGACGAAGGCGACGCCGCCUUGUACUACGACAACACGGGGCGCUUGCUGUCGGGGAGGGACCACCUCGAGGACGCCCUGCUUGACAUGUAUACGCCGGAGCUGGUUGCCGACGGUGGCGACUCCGGUGCCUUGCGUCAUGGCCUGACACAGCAGACGGCUGGCGGCCUCACGUACCUUAACGACGAUCCGGUUGGGCGCCCCACCGCAGCGGCUACGACGGUGGAGCGGGCGCAGAGUUUUGCAGCGUGCGCCUACCGCGCCAUUGUGCUAUCAGUGCGUCCGCUGGCUGCUCACAACGUGGUGGAAACGGAGACGCCGCCGCUGCCGGCUCUGCGCGCGUCCGAGGAGGAGGCACCGGCGCCGGAGGUGAAUUACCGCAGUCGCGACGGCAACGACGGCAGCGCCAACCCGGCGCACGAGUUGUCGGUGGAGGUUCACCAGCGCAGCGCUGGCGCUGCCGAGGACUUUGGAAGUCCUUUUCCGCAGCUCAAUCCUGCCACAUCGCAUGCCACUACCACCGUGGCACCAACUUCAGGGUGGCUGCCGCCGCAGCGCCGCCCACUGCCGUCCACCAGUUUGCCAUCAACCUUCUCGGCGGCGAUUGGGGUGGAGAACACCCCGAGCGACCAGAUCAUGCGUCGCGGACGCGACUCACGCUCGCCUUUGGAAGUCACCGUGCCAAGCACCACCAUCACUCGGGCUUCCACCGAAAGCGCUUCGCACGAUGCACCGCUUCCCACGACCGCCGCCACGUCGCAGCGACCAGGACACGAGACAGCCAACACAGCAGGCACGGUAAGCGCAGCGGCGCCAGCAGCAGCGGAGGUACAGCCCGACCCCAGCACAACUGGCGAGGGCGACAUGAGUGUGGGUGCUCUUACCGCACGCAUCCUGGCCCUUUUCGCAGCUGGCGACCCAAGCCCCGACAUCACUGUACCGGCAGACCCACUGCCGCCACGAGCUGCCCAAUCGAGUGCAUCAGCUGUGUCUGAGCAGCCGACGAGCGCAACUGCCGCCGCCGCAACUUCCGCUGCGCCGGAGCCGUGGGAGGGCAUUCUCAACCCACAGUUCCUCAUCGAGAUGCCCGAGGACGUCCGCAGCGAGAUCUUGUUCGACAGCAUGAGCCUGCUCCGCGGCGCUGACGAGCGUGAGGUGCAAGGGCAGCGCACCCGUCUGUACCCGGGCUUUCUUAGCGCGAUGCCUGAGGAUGCGCAGCGGCAUGCCGUGGAGGUGGAGGCGCGAUGGGUGCGGGUGACGGGCGCCGACAAUAAUGCCAGCGAGCUGUACCAGACGCUGCUCCUCGUUGAUGCCGAGACACGCCGCGACCUGCUGCUGCAGUGUGACCUGGAGCUUCUGCGCUCCUACCCUGAAGUGCUGCGGGAGGCGACGGAGUUGCGCGCCGAGGUGGAGCGGGCACGCGAGGAGGCUGAGCGGGCCACGCGGCGCGAGCAGGAGCGGCGCCAGCACCAGCGUGAGCAGGCAGAGCAGCAGCAGCAGCAGGCAAACCAGCACCAGUCGCGCUUAUGGAUGCUGGGUGCCUGGGAUAGCACGCGGGACGCAAGGGGCGGCAGCGCAGCAGUCGUUGCAGCCGGUGCCCGCACCAGCUUGCCGGUCCUGCGGGACAUGGAAACGGUUGAGGGUGUCAUGAGAGUCAUGUUUGGGCCGCCCGCUCACCUGUACGAGGUGGUGAAUCAGGAACUCUUCUUGGCACGUAGACUGUACCGAUGCGAGAUGGUGCUACAGGCACUCGAGCUGCCAACGUCUUCGGCCAUAUUGCACUCGAUGAGCGUAUACACCGACAGAGCGGCAGCAUCGGCGGAUGUGGGCGCUUCCGGACUGAUGCUUUCACCGCUGCACGAGGAUGAUGCGGUGCGUGAUGUUAUGGUGUUUAACCACCGGAAUAGCGUGCACCGUGGUGGCAACACCAUCAUGCGCCACGCUCCGCCGCGCGGCGCUCCGAUCGCGGCUGCCAGUACUGCUGCUGCUGCUGCUGCUGCUGCUGGACACUACCACCUCCCGCAGUUUCCCUCAUUGCAGUUGCCAUUAUCCACGGAGUUCAUGGCGUCAGACUCAGCCGUGUCCCCACUGUCACCGUCACCGCAUACGCAGCCUAGCGGCGGUGGUGGCGCCUUUGCCACGGAGCAUUCCGCUUCGGGGCCUCACGCGGCGCCGACGACGCCGUUGACAUCGCUUGCAGCGCUGAGUGAUUCGAUGGUUCCAGUACAGGAAUCACUGUAUCACCCCCUCGCCCUGCCCCUACCUGACGUACCAGAGGACAUUGUUGCUCGUUGCAUCGAGCUGCUGCGAUUGCGGGCAACGGCGCCGCUGGCGCUGCCGUGCAACUUGCUGACAGGCAUCAGCUGCCUGGACCAGGAGCUACAACGCUUCAUGCAGCUGCUCAUGUCCAACACAGGCACAGCGGUCCGAAUCGCCUGCCAGCUGCUGGACUUGAUGGCAGCCACGCCGACGACGACAACGGAGGAUGCGUCCCUCAACGGCGCGGCAGGCCUUGGCAGGUCCGCCCCCGCCACCCCUCGCGCGUCCCCGUCCUCGCCCGCUGCGCCGUUGUCCCGCUUCCCGCGCACGUUGUCGACGAGCGAGCUGGCCGCGAACCGGCAGUUCGUCAAAGACGCCACGACUCUCUUUGUGUCCCUUGUGAAGCAAAAUCAAGCUGCGGUUUCCGCCUUCUUCCUCCUACCUGACAGCACCGUUGACACAGCCACCCUGAAGCCGCUCGACGCACCGUUGGACCCAGCUGAGGAGCGUGCGGUGCAGUAUGGUCUGUGGAACCGGCUGUGGCGAGUCGCGCGGCAGCACGUCCAUGUGCCCAGCUUCGCGCUGGCACUGGACAAGCUGCUGCAGCAACUUCUGCGCUGCCGGCGCUCCAUGACGACCGCCUCGGAGGACAACGAGCUGACCACCGGCGCCGACCCCAACGCCAGCGAGCCGCUCACAGAGACGCUCAUCGCGCACCCGCGGCAUCCGCACCGACUUCGGUGGACGAACAUCCGCCUCCUGUCCAACUACGAAGACGGCGGCUACGUGUGCAAUGUAUGCGGUGUCAACCCGGGCUUCGACUACUGCUUCCACUGCUCCUCCUGCCAGUUUGACCUCUGCGCCAACUGCUCUCGUGAACGCCUGACGCUCGUGGAGACGCAGCAGCGCGCGCGGCGAGCGGCAGCCCUCAUGCUGCAAAGCGUGCCAGAGACGGUGACUUCAAUGAUGCGGCUGCUGCGACACCCGCUGUGCCGGUCCGACAUUGCGAUGGGCGUGGUGCAUCUUAUGUCGUUCGGUCUCCAAGAGUGUGGGGCGCGUGAGGGCGUGAGUAUGCUCUCUGGUGACGCCGCCGGCGGCAUCUCAGGAGUCGUCUCCCCGACGGGCGUGCCAACUUCCCUGCACUCCGCCUCCGCACCGCUGCAGGGCGGCGGUGGCAGUGCGCGUGUCGGCCCUAUUCAGCUCCUGGAACAGGAGCUCGUCGAGCUGGCCGAAGCUAGAGUGCGCGCGUUGAAGAAGGCACGUGACGAGUUCCGCCAGGAGGUGUACGCAAUCUUGCACACCAGGUCCCGCAACAGCGGCCACAGUGCCGGGGUUGGUGUGGCUGCUGUUGCCCCGACGCGGUCGCAGCUGACUGGUGGCACGAGCGUCAAUGGGCUCUCUGGCCGUCACACGUGGCAGCAGCUGAGCAUCCCAGAGGACUACGUCUUUGACACCGACACUGCCAUGGCGCUUCUCGUCAAGCUCGACAUCAAGAACAGCGAGGGGGAUGCCAUCCAGCUGCUUUUCGAGCCGUACGUGGCCACCAUGCGCUCCGAACCGCGCGCCUUCACGAUGCUGUGGCGGGCAAGCCAGGCGUAUCUGCUCGACGUCUCGACCCUGCUGGAGCACGUCGCUCCGAAGGAGGUCCUUCCGCUGCCCUCGUGCGUCUCGUCCAUACUCCAAACCUUCUGCAAGUACCACAUGAGCGAAUCCCGACUGCUCGGCGCCUCUGCGAGCGCACGGGUGCUGACGGACAGUCGCAGCAGCUUAGCCGGUGAGACAGAGCACUUCCUGCACGCCUCAACUAAGCCGUCGUCCGUGUCGGAUCGAGCGGUGCGCGAGUUGGCAGAGCACCCGGAAGCCGCUCAUUGGAUGACGGCUGCCGGCACGCGUUUGUCUGAAGAAGGUCCGAAGAGCGCCGAGGAGCUGCAGCACCGUCGGCUGCCGCGCGUGGUGCGGAUGGUCUUGGAGGAGAACCGCACGACUCUAAACACGCUCUUCCACUGGGAUGGAAAUCUCCUCAAAGACAGCUUUGCGUUUCUCAAGUACGAGCCAAACCUGAUCGACUUCAACUUCAAGCUGACGGACUUUCGGCGGCGGCUGGGCCUACGGCGUGGACCGAACAUUCUGCUUCGCGUGAACCGCCAGACGUGCCUGCUCGAUAGCUUCAAGGAGCUGCAGAAGGUGAAGUCCUUUGGCGGCCAGCUGCACAUCCGCUUCCAUGGCGAGGAGGGCGCCGACGCUGGCGGGCUGACACGGGAGUGGCUGCAGCUCCUCUCCGAAUCCAUAGUCGACGAGAGCUACGCACUCUUUAUCCACUCGCAGGAUGGCAUGUCCUUCCAGCCAAACCCCUUCUCCAGCGUCAACCCCAACCACCUCGAGUACUUCCAGUUUGCGGGGGUCGUGACGGGGCUGGCGAUCGCCCACAACGUCCCCAUCGAUAUCCACUUCACGCGCGCUUUCUACCGGCACAUCAUUGGUCACCGCCCUGUCUUCUCCGACCUGCAGAGCUUUGAUCCGGAGCUGUACACGAACCUCAACUGGAUCAUGGAGAACGACGUCACGGACCUUGGCUUGACCUUCGCCGUCAACUACGACCGCUUCGGCUCGGUGGAGGAGGAGGCGUUGGAGCCGAACGGAAAGGACACGGCGGUGACGAACGCGAACAAGCAGCAGUACGUCCGACUCCUCUGCGAGUUUCACAUGACAAGGCGCACGGAGGAUCAGCUGCUGCGCUUCCUGAAGGGAUUCUAUUCAGUGAUCCCUCGCCGCGAGAUCCAGUGCUUCACGGAAAACGAGCUGGAGCUGGUCAUCAGCGGCAUGCCCAACAUCGACGUCGAGGACCUGCGCACGCACACCCUAUACGAGGGCUACAGCAGCACCUCGCCGCAGGUGCGUUGGUUCUGGGAGGCGGUCGGCUCCAUGAGCAAGGAGGACUUGGCGAACCUGCUUCAGUUUACGACUGGCUCGUCGAAGGUGCCACAUGGAGGCUUCGGCCAUCUCGAGGGAUCGAACGGCCGCUCGCUGCCCUUCACGAUCAGCCGCUGGGCCGUCACCAAGGAGGACCUUCUGCCGCAGGCGCACACAUGCUUCAACAAGAUCGACCUACCCGUCUAUAACUCCGCUGCGGUGCUCAAGGAAAAGCUGAUGCUGGCGAUCACGUACGGUACGAUGGGCUUCACGAUGGUGUAG